Messenger RNA from Ilyonectria robusta, 1555 nucleotides. RefSeq lists its product as uncharacterized. The coding region runs from base 260 to 1333 and encodes 357 amino acids. The transcript has 2 exons. The record is from RefSeq and is a predicted model, not a curated record. NCBI's taxonomy places the organism in Eukaryota, Fungi, Ascomycota, Sordariomycetes, Hypocreales, Nectriaceae.
CAAUUUCCCAUUUCCUGAUUCACGGGAUACAUCAUUAUCAUCAUUCCACGGCAUUAGACCCCGGCAUCAAACCGUAAGACCGACUCGCCGCUGGUCUCGUGUCUGCUGUCUGACAGCAAUUUUGGUAGUUUAUCAACGAUUGCCUAGCCAGACUCGUUAAGCACAUCACUUUGACACACUCGGUGCAGCUCUCGGAGCAAAACAUUCCAAAUCCCUCGAGUACCUCUCAAUAUAGGGGCGAAAUACACAUCUCCCCACGAUGGGCACGCCUAGUAGCAAUAACCCAUCGAGCCUCGGUUCGAAUGAUUCAGGAUUCGCGACCGGCUCGGCCGGUCCUGCUCGGCAGCCCUCCCCCUCUGCAGCCACCGGAACAUCAGAACCAUUGCCAACCUCUUCGAAAUCGGCCUCAACCCCUGACGAAAUCAAGUUUAGGCGCCUGUUAUCAAGAUACCAAAGGUAUCGCAUCAACGGUGCUGGGAGUACGGCAGUGGCCAUGGACAUGCUUUGGAAGGAACUCGCCAAUUUUGAAGAGGCGAAAGCUUUCUUUGAAUGGACCAACGUCUAUUUCAAGACCACCACAUACUUCAACUUUGAUGAGUUUGCAGCAAUGUCGAAUGUUGACUUCAGAACCCAGCUGGCAACGGCUAACUGGAUAAGCGGAGGCGAGGCUCUUAGCCUGGUCAACUCGAGACUCUCCUGUAACGACCUUAAGCGCGGCGCGAAUUAUAUUCCUCUGGGCCGCUACCAAAGGUUCUUGCUAUCGUUGCACGCGGACAGCAUGGUCAUGAUACCCAGAGAAGCUGACGCCGCAAGCCUGGACGCGCACGAUCUAACCGCUGUCAACUCCAAUAAUAUCCUAGGAGCUCAGUAUGAUUCCGCCCGUGGCAGUGAGAAGCAAACAUUGCUGUUUGCCCAACUUGGAAGAAUUAUGUCUACUCGCAUCAACGAUGGGCACCUGGACGCAUCGCUUGCAGGGAGACAUUGGGAUGAUACUGGGUUUGUUCUCGCAUUGGAGAUCCUUGAAUCGGGAUCGGCGGGGAAUUUCUACAUGAUUUGCAACCUAACACGGCAGGACGAUGUAGAGGAGCUUUCUGACGAAGACAUCGCUUCCGACCCUGGACUUCUGAAGCUCUGUGGAGAAGAAACCUCCUUUACUGUAGCGCAGGUCGACGGUCAAGGACCUGAACUUCUCAAGGAUACUUGGGAAAAUGCGUGUGAUGAGAGAGCUAAAAUUCGGUUAACGGUCUUGUCAACGUCAAGACCGGAAAUCGUUGAGACAGGCUUUGUACGACUCAACGAUGGAGAUGGCCGUGGUCUUGUCGCCUUGAUAUGAGGGUUAGGCACUAAAUUGUACAGUAGGAGAUUUGAGAGAAGCUUCUGCUGUAUUGAAAAACGUUCGCUUAGCGACUGCAAAGAUUGUUGGGGCCUAUCCGGGCCUUGGGCAUAGGGUCAGAUGCCGGAGGCGCAGAUCAGGUUUAGACCAGGGCUAAGGACAGUGUGUAUAAGGUUGACUCUUUUCCUAUUCUUGACACCUAUUAUAAGGUGCAUUAUACCC